Knipowitschia caucasica is the source of this 1905-nucleotide messenger RNA. Lineage: Eukaryota; Metazoa; Chordata; Actinopteri; Gobiiformes; Gobiidae. The record is from the annotation of a GenBank genome assembly.
AUGUUUUUCCCCUGUGCAUGUAAAGGAGAGGAGGAUGUGGGAGAGGGGGAAGAGGGGGAGAGGAGGGGGGUGGGGGGGAGUGGGGAGAGGGAUGGGCCGGACGGAGGGUAUGGAGCAAAGAACGGAGAGAAUGAGACGAAAAAUAAAAACAGCGGCGAUGGGGGUUUCUCCUGCUUGUCCAUCAGUGAAGGAGCAGACGGCCAGCAGGGGUUGGGUUCCAGCAGGGUUUGGGUUCCAGCAGGGGUUGGGUUCCAGCAGGGGUUGGGUUCCAGCAGGUUUGGGUUCCAGCAGGGUUUGAGUUCCAGCAGGUUUGGGUUCCAGCAGGGGUUGGGUUCCAGCAGGGUUUGGGUUCCAGCAGCAGGUUUGGGUUCCAGCAGGUUUGGGUUCCAGCAGGGUUUGAGUUUCAGCAGGGGUUGGGUUCCAGCAGGGGUUGGGUUCCAGCAGGGUUUGGGUUCCAGCAGGUUUGGGUUCCAGCAGGGGUUGGGUUCCAGCAGGUUUGGGUUCCAGCAGGGUUUGGGUUCCAGCAGGGUUUGGGUUUCAGCAGGGUUUGGGUUUCAGCAGGGAUUGGGUUCCAGCAGGGGUUGGGUUCCAGCAGGGUUUGGGUUCCAGCAGGUUUGGGUUCCAGCAGGGUUUGGGUUCCAGCAGGGGUUGGUUUCAGCAGGUUUGGGUUCCAGCAGGGUUUGGGUUCCAGCAGGGUUUGGGUUUCAGCAGGGGUUGGGUUCCAGCAGGGGUUGGGAGAGGGAUGGGCCGGACGGAGGGUAUGGAGCAAAGAACAGAGAGAAUGAGACGAAAAAUAAAAACAGCGGCGAUGGGGGUUUCUCCUGCUUGUCCAUCAGUGAAGGAGCAGACGGCAGGGGUUGGGUUCCAGCAGGGGUUUGGGUUCCAGCAGGGUUUGGGUUCCAGCAGGUUUGGGUUCCAACAGGGUUUGGGUUUCAGCAGGGGUUGGGUUCCAGCAGGGGUUGGGUUCCAGCAGGUUUGGGUUCCAGCAAGGGUUGGGUUCCAGCAGGGUUUAGGUUCCAGCAGGGUUUGGGUUUCAGCAGGGGUUGGGUUCCAGCAGGGGUUGGGUUCCAGCAGGGUUUAGGUUCCAGCAGGUUUGGGUUCCAGCAGGGUUUGGGUUUCAGCAGGUUUGGGUUCCAGCAGGUUUGGGUUCCAGCAGGGUUUGAGUUUCAGCAGGGGUUGGGUUCCAGCAGGGGUUGGGUUCCAGCAGAGUUUGAGUUCCAGCAGGUUUGGGUUCCAGCAGGGGUUGGGUUCCAGCAGGGGUUGGGUUCCAGCAGGGGUUGGGUUCCAGCAGGGGUUGGGUUCCAGCAGGUUUGGGUUCCAGCAGGGUUUGAGUUCCAGCAGGUUUGGGUUCCAGCAGGGGUUGGGUUCCAGCAGGGUUUGGGUUCCAGCAGGUUUGGGUUCCAGCAAGGCAGGGGUUGGGUUCCAGCAGGGGUUGGGUUCCAGCAGGGUUUAGGUUCCAGCAGGUUUGGGUUCCAGCAGGUUUGGGUUCCAGCAGGGUUUGAGUUUCAGCAGGGGUUGGGUUCCAGCAGGGGUUGGGUUCCAGCAGGGGUUGGGUUCCAGCAGGGUUUUGGGUUCCAGCAGGUUUGGGUUCCAGCAGGGGUUGGGUUCCAGCAGGUUUGGGUUCCAGCAGGGUUUGGGUUCCAGCAGGGUUUGGGUUUCAGCAGGGUUUGGGUUUCAGCAGGGAUUGGGUUCCAGCAGGGGUUGGGUUCCAGCAGGGUUUGGGUUCCAGCAGGUUUGGGUUCCAGCAGGGUUUGGGUUCCAGCAGGGGUUGGUUUCAGCAGGUUUGGGUUCCAGCAGGGUUUGGGUUCCAGCAGGGUUUGGGUUUCAGCAGGGGUUGGGUUCCAGCAGGGGUUGGGAGAGGGAUGGGCCGGACGGAGGGUAUGGAGCAAAGAACAGAGAGAAUGA